AUGUCAGAGAAAUCCCCAAUUGAAUAUAAUGAAAAUUCUAUCGAGGAUUUUUCUAUUGAAAAAGAAGUGAAAGAGGCUGUCAGCACAACUGGCUAUUACACUUAUGCUGAAGAGGCAAAAUUGUUAAGAAGAGUUGAUUUGCGUAUUAUGCCUCUUUUAGUAUUGCUCUACUUGUGCAAAAAUUUAGAUGUUAACAAUAUAAGUUAUAUUCUAACAAUAAACAAACUGGAACCUGGAAAUGUAUUAGCACAACUAGCUAUGACAAAAGAUGAAUGGGCUUGGACUUCAACAAUAUAUUUUAUCCCUUUUGUUAUUUUCGAAAUACCGUCAACUUUGCUAUUAAAAAAGACCACGCCAAGAAUUCACCAAUUCAGAAUCGCCUUUCUCUGGGGGGUUGUUACAGCUUGUCAGUCUGCUGUUAAAAAUAAGCAAGGAUUAUAUGCCCUUAGGUUUUUAUUAGGUUUUUUCGAAGCUGGAAUGUUUCCGGGAAUGUUGGCUCACUUGGUUUAUUGGUAUCGUCCUGACGAGGCUUCAAUCAGAAUUGCAAUUUUAGGGGUACUAGGCUCAUUCUCAAGUGUCUUAAGUGCUUUCAUCACAUAUGGUUUCAGCUUUGCAAAUGGUAAAGGAGGAUUGUCUGGUUGGCAAUGGGUAUUUUUGGUGGAAGGAAUUUUUUCUAUUGUUUGUUCUGUUGGUCUAUAUUUUUGGCUACCAAAUUUCCCUAAUGAUUCCAAGUGGUUAAGUGAUCAAGAAAAAGCUUACUUAAUAGCUAGAUUACCUCCUCAAGCCCCAAAGUCUUCUGAUAAAGCCUUUGAUAUCCAAGGAAUUAUCAAAUCAUUACUUAAACCAACGACUUUAUUAUUUGUUUUUUUGAAAUUUUUCCAAGGCGUGGGAACAUAUGGAUUAUCGUUUUGGUUGCCGAGUAUCAUUCAAAGUUUUGGAAUUACGUCGUCGACAACCUCUCCUUUAAUGACCAUUCCCUCAUCUGCUGCAGCUGUUUUUUCAGGGAUUUUUUUCUCCUAUUUAGUGGACUUGGCAUGGUACUCACCUGCAACCUUGACAAGCUGUUCAAUGAUAGUUUCAAUUGGUGCCUUUAUUGUUUUAGCUGUUGUUACUAAUAAAGCUGUUUUAUAUGCUUUCAUAAUUAUAGCAACUGUUUCAACAAAUGCUAAUGGUGCCUCUGUUAUUUCCUGGAUGGCCCACACUUUAGAGGGUUCAAGUCAAGUUGGAUUCAAUUAUGCGUUCACCAAUGCCGUGGCUCAAUUAGGAGGUAUAAUUGGACCACAAAUAUAUCGAGAAAAGUAUGCACCACGCUAUGUUAUUUCUUACAUUAUUUCUUUGAUAUUCAUUGCUGCUGGAUUAGUAUUGAAUGUCGCUCUCUGGUGGCUAACAAGAAAUAAAAUGUCAGAGGUAAUUCAAGACAAAAAGAAAAGAUUAAAGCAGAAUAAAAAUGACCCAAACGAUAAACCUGUUUACAACCAAGAAUUUGAAAACAUCACCGAUGUUUAG
Saccharomycopsis crataegensis is the source of this 1506-nucleotide messenger RNA. RefSeq lists its product as uncharacterized. The transcript has a single exon. NCBI's taxonomy places the organism in Eukaryota, Fungi, Ascomycota, Saccharomycetes, Ascoideales, Saccharomycopsidaceae. Bases 1 to 1506 code for a protein of 501 amino acids. Gene Ontology annotation, biological process: transmembrane transport. Gene Ontology annotation, molecular function: transmembrane transporter activity. Gene Ontology annotation, cellular component: membrane. The record is from RefSeq and is a predicted model, not a curated record.